CACUUUCAAUGUGGAUGACUUCAUCUCAACGUUUAGGCUUCAAGCAAGUCAAUUUGUUUCCUGAUAAUGCCCAAUGUGUAAGGCUACUACAACCCCAUAUCCAGGCCAAAUUUUGGCAACAUCUAAGGCCAUUCUUGUCAUUACAACAAAGGAAAACGAUCCUUGGUGUCUUCCGAUCACAUCAGAAUCCAACAACGGUCCAAAAAAGCAACGUAUAUGCAUAGAUAAAAGAGCUAAAAAGCAAAAACAAGAUUGAGGGAGAGAGAGAGAGAGAGGGAGAGAUGGUUUGUGGGUCGGUUGUUUUUUUCCCAUACUUAGAGGGUGCUUUUGAAUUUUAAUGCGUGGGUCUGCUGCAGUUGCAGGUUUUGCUACUUGUUCUUUUACUUUGGGUGGUCAUGAGGUUCAUUCUUUCUUGCUUUACAGACCGUAUGUAUAAACAUCGACACUCAUCAUUUCAUCUGUAAAAUUCGUCAUUGGUUCCCUUGAUGCCUGACAGCGGAGCUGCAUUCAAUCAUUUUCUACACUCGCAGAGUCGUAGGACAAAGUGAUAAAGAGAGGAGAUUCCCAGUUCCACAGAGCUCUCAGAUUACCCAGUUGUUGGUGAGUCGUUGUUGUUUUGGGGGUUUAAAGAAAUUCUCUGAAUUGAGUAUUCGAGGAUAACCGUUUCGUUUUUCUUCCUCGUCUCGGAAAUGAUGUAUUUUGUGGGUUUUGCAUAUGACUAGAUUAGGUUCCAGUUUGAUAUAUAGGAAUUUCUCGGUUGAAAGAUUCGGUGCUUUUAUUGUAGGAAACAUUCCAGUUUCUGGGAUAAGUUUAAGUGAAAAAAAUUCGCAACUUUGUCUUCCAAACCCUUGUUUUCUUGUACUUCUCCUACGAAGCAGCAAUUUUCCUUUCUAACUCGAUGGAAUUUUAAUUUCAGUACUCUCGAAGUCUGGGGAAAUAAUUCUGGAGCGGUUCUACUUCUUAUCAGUUGGGUGAUUUUGAAAUUGAAAAACCCUUUCUUUUUUGUGCUUUUCUGAAUUAAUUAUUAUUCACCCGAAAGGAAGAAGAGUUAAAACCUUUUUAGAGUGAGGCCUUCAUCUUCUUGAAACUUUUACCUUCUUCUGCCAUUUGAGGAGAAUUAGCUUUGCUGCUAUAAUGAAAGUUUAGGUGCUUCUUGUAUUCCUAUAGGAGUCCACAUCCUCGUUUUCUUAGUGAAAGCCUUAUCUUGAGGAAGUCUAGCUUUAAACUCUUGUUAAUAUGGCUGAAAUCAGACUCACCAAGUUAGAGCAGGGUCAGACCAAGAUCAAGAAUGUUCCAAUUGCUGUGACCCCAGAAGGAUUCUGGUGCUGCCCUUCUCCUGUUGUGUUUCAGAAGACCAUGAAGACACAACAUCCUCUGAACAAGCCCAAACCAUCCUCUCCACCACCCAAGACCCCUCUUCCGAAGAAACAUUCCCCCGGGACCGACAAAAAGCCAACAUCCAUCCCAUCACGAUCAGCAAAUACUUCCGAUGAGCAAAGAAAUACCAGCUCUGGCACACCAGUGGUUUCUGAGAGAGUGUCUCGAUCAAAGAUUGAAAAUUUGCGUAGGAAGGUGUCCAUUGAAUUUGGUGAGCCUGGAAACAGUGACCUGAAAGUAGUUUUGCUUGGGAAGCAGGGUUUUGCAGUAAGGCUAAGCGUUCACAAGAACGUUCUUGCUGAAUAUAGUAGUUUCUUUGCGCACAAAUUGUUGGAACAGCAACCUGGUUUGUCCUGUCUGGAGAUUGAUGAUUGUGAGGAUAUUGAGAUAUAUGUUGAAACUGUGGGACUGAUGUAUUGCAAAGAUUUGAAGCAGCGGUUGAUUAAGCAAAACCUUUCACGCGUGCUGCGUAUUCUCAAGGUUGCGGAACAGCUUGGCUUCGACAUUUGUAUACGGUUAUGUUUGGAAUACCUGGAGGCAGUCCCUUGGGUUGGAGAUGAGGAAGAGGAGAAAGUGGUGUCUUCGGUACUGAGUCUUCAAGGGCAGGGUAUUGGGGUUACCCCAGUAUUGAAACGCGUGUGCUCCAAUGCUUUGAACCCUCCUAAGGACACAAUUUCUGACAUAUUGGAUCUCGUGCUUAAGAGCAAUGAGGAGAGAGGGCGGCGUGAGAUGAAAUCUAUUGUUCUGAAGCUCCUUAGGGAGGGUAACUGUCUUCCAAGUUCAUCAGGCUUGGCUGACAUUUGCAGUGGAACAAUUUACAGUUCAUGCAGAGGCUGCUUGAGUUCACUAUUAUUCCUAUUCCGACAAGCUGCUGAACCGGGAUUUGCAGAUAAAUCCCUGGAUAGCAAAGAACCUGUGGUGAAGCAAAUAGCUCUGGAGGCCGAUAACCUCUUAUGGUUGCUUGAGAUUCUAGCCGACAGACGAGCAGCAGACGAGUUUGCAGUAAUGUGGGCUAGCCAGCAAGAGUUGGCAUCGCUUCACGCGAAGCUUUCCAUCAUGUGUCGCCACCAUGUUAGCUGCAUCACAGCAAGGCUGUACGUUGGGAUAGGAAAAGGAGAGCUGCUGCCAUCGAAGGACACCCGUCAUUCAUUGUUACAGACCUGGUUCCAGCCAUUGAUCAAUGACUACAGCUGGUUGCAGCACGGGCGCAGAUCAUUCGAUCGAAAGGUGGUGGAGGAAGGAAUAGGCAGGACAAUCCUCACGCUGCCUCUAGAGGACCAGCAGAGUAUCUUGCUCGCUUGGUUGGGGAGUUUUCUCAAGGCCGGCGAUAAUUGCCCUAACCUCCAGAAAGCUUUUGAAGUCUGGUGGCGAAGGACUUUCAUCCGACCUUAUGUUGAGCAGACGAACCCGCUCCAGGCAGAUGGCUCCAUGACAUCGAGGGAGUAAAUGACAAGGAAUAAGAUAGAAGAGUGAGACGAUAUAGCCGGCAAGUUCCUUGCACAAGAAAUUUCUUACUGGGAAUGAAUGUACAUGGAAGACUUCUGGAUUGCUGUAUCUGCGUUGAGUGGAUGAUGAUGUAGUAUAAUUUUGUGAAAGGAAUUUUAAUAUCCAUAUAUCUUAAGGCUAGUAUUGGUGCAUCGAUUGGAUGUGUUCCUAACUGCAAGUUCCCUAAUUGCCUGCCUGAGCCUGAGCCUGAGCCUGAGUUAUGCUUUGUUAUGGAAGUGGUUGCUCAUUGCAGUUGGCUGUUAAUAGCCAUUGUUCAUUCAGUCUUUUUCACCGUCAAGGUCAAGACAAUGGUGCAAGUGCGUGGCUGCUUUAGUCACUGGACCUUCAGGUUGCUUCUUGCCAUUUGAGACUUAUAUCCUAUGGCCAAGUUUGGAUUUUCCUUUUUACAGUUGCUUCUGUUUCUCAAACGCUUCCCGCGGAACCAUUAACCCUGUCAUCACCAUGGGUAUAAAUAAGAUUUGUAUGUAUCCAUCACUCAGCUGCUGCUAUUGCAUCAAGACAAGGAGGACCUCUGUCUGAUGCUAUGUCACUUGACAGAGAGUUGCAAGGAAAAUUAAAUAUUGUUAUAGUAAUUGAAAAUUUGAAAUGCUAGCCCUGGUGUGAAAGUUUGAGUUGAUAAUUUCUGAGCUAUUAUCCACUUUGAUCAAAGUUUUUGUCUAUGUGCAUGGUCUAUGCAGUUUUAUA
Messenger RNA from Diospyros lotus (date-plum), 3567 nucleotides. Its product is annotated as BTB/POZ domain-containing protein At3g50780. The coding region runs from base 1237 to 2823 and encodes 528 amino acids. NCBI's taxonomy places the organism in Eukaryota, Viridiplantae, Streptophyta, Magnoliopsida, Ericales, Ebenaceae. The record is from RefSeq and is a predicted model, not a curated record. The transcript has 2 exons.